CGACGCCAUGAAUAUCUUGCCCAAGAAGAGCUGGCACGUCCGGAACAAGGACAAUGUCGCCCGCGUGCGGCGUGACGAGGCCCAGGCCCGGGAGGAGGAGAAGGAGCGUGAGCGGAGGGUGCUGCUGGCUCAGCAAGAGGCCCGUACAGAAUUCCUACGGAAGAAAGCCAGACAUCAGAACUCACUGCCUGAGCUUGAAGCAGCAGAGGCGGGAGCCCCAAGUUCUGGCCCUGUGGACCUGUUUCGGGAGCUGCUGGAGGAAGGGAAAGGAGUGAUCAGAGGCAAUAAAGAGUACGAGGAAGAAAAGCGACAGGAGAAAGAGAGGCAAGAGAAAGCUCUGGGCAUCCUGACAUACCUGGGCCAGAGUGCAGCGGAGGCACAGACUCAACCCCCUUGGUACCAGCUACCCCCAGGGCGAGGGGGCCCCCCGCCCGGCCCAGCCCCAGAUGAGAAGAUCAAGAGCCGUCUGGACCCUCUGCGGGAGAUGCAGAAGCAUCUGGGGAAGAAGAGACAGCACAGCGGUGAUGAAGGCAAUCGCAGCAGAAAGGAAAAGGAGGGGUCUGAGAAGCAGCGACCCAAGGAGCCUCCAUCUCUGGACCAGCUUCGAGCUGAACGUCUGUGGAGGGAAGCAGCUGAGAGGGCUCGGGCGGAGGCCCUGCUGGCCCGGGUCCAAGGCCGGGCACUACAGGAGGGUCAGCCGGAAGAAGACGAGACAGAUGACCGGCGGCGGCGGUACAACUCCCAAUUCAACCCCCAGCUGGCCCGGCGCCCCCGCCAGCAGGACCCUCACCUUACUCAUUGACUCCUGAGGGGGUACAGGAGAGGCCGCUGCUGCCAGCCGUCAUAUAAAACUAUUUAUUCAUAAAUAUUUUCCAAAAUGAAAA
Messenger RNA from Gorilla gorilla gorilla (western lowland gorilla), 884 nucleotides. RefSeq names its product leukocyte receptor cluster member 1 (gene LENG1). The transcript has 4 exons. Bases 8 to 802 code for a protein of 264 amino acids. Lineage: Eukaryota; Metazoa; Chordata; Mammalia; Primates; Hominidae. The record is from RefSeq and is a predicted model, not a curated record.